AUGGAGCCAGCAGGACCACACUUUGUUGGGGGCCUUUGGACGAUAAUGUGUGAAUGUGAGUCCUUGCUUGCGCUAGGCUGUCAGCUUCUCACCCUCCGCAUUCUCGACUCUCACCCUGCGUCUCGGCGUCGGUCCACUGACCCGAGGAAGCCAGAAUCAAAUGGAGAAGAUAGGGGGACCGUUGCAGUGAUCCCAAACGCGACUUGGACACGUAAAGCCGGAGGGGAGUGCAUUCGAUUGGGAAUGAAAAGGCAUACACAUGAAACCGUAACGUGGGGAACGAUCUACUUCAGGGGACGGGAGUAG
This is a messenger RNA of Colletotrichum abscissum, 306 nucleotides long. RefSeq lists its product as uncharacterized. The transcript has a single exon. Bases 1 to 306 code for a protein of 101 amino acids. The record is from RefSeq and is a predicted model, not a curated record. NCBI's taxonomy places the organism in Eukaryota, Fungi, Ascomycota, Sordariomycetes, Glomerellales, Glomerellaceae.